Rasamsonia emersonii CBS 393.64 is the source of this 2310-nucleotide messenger RNA. Its product is annotated as snoRNP assembly factor Naf1. The record is from RefSeq and is a predicted model, not a curated record. Gene Ontology annotation, molecular function: RNA binding. The transcript is spliced from 3 exons. Lineage: Eukaryota; Fungi; Ascomycota; Eurotiomycetes; Eurotiales; Trichocomaceae. Gene Ontology annotation, biological process: ribosome biogenesis; box H/ACA snoRNP assembly; pseudouridine synthesis. Bases 1 to 2310 code for a protein of 769 amino acids. Gene Ontology annotation, cellular component: sno(s)RNA-containing ribonucleoprotein complex.
AUGGUUGGCCCUGGCCUGCGACCACAACACGUAUUAGUAUCGGAAACAUUGUCAACUGCAGUGAUGAGAGUGACGUACCUGGGGUUAUUGCGCGAAGCUCCUUGCGCCUCAGCGGGAACAUCGACAUUCCCCCUUCUUGAGCUCGACAUCUCGUGGUUGAGUUAUAAUAAAUCUAGACAAUUGGACGCUGGUGUCCUGCCAGAUCUCAAUAAAUUACCAGGAGGUCCCCAGGGAGCUCCGGACGAGCCUCCUUCGAAAAAACCAUGUCUCAACACUCAACCAUCAACUACUGCUGUCCAGGACAUUGCGCUGACGCCUGGAGAUGAUGGCAGUGAUUUUUACAACACUCCUGUGACAGCUGGGACUCCUAUUCAUCCGAAUACAUCUGGUGCUGUUGCGUCUACUGACCACAGUGAACCCGCGACCCCUCCGAAGUCUGCGACUGUCAUCCCUGGGCUAUCACUUUUCAAUAACAGUAUUCAAGCUCCUGAACCCGUCGAUGGCGGCCCCAGUGCUCCAGACGGAACCAAAAAUGAAGCAAUUUCUGCAAAUGAUGAACACAUGACGGGAACUGAGCCACAUCCUCAUGGUGAAACCGACGAAAUCAACCAAGGCGCUGAAACGAUCAAAACCAAGGAACAAGGUGACGCAUUAGAAUCCGGAGAUGCCAUGAUGGCGGAUGAAGCUGUUUCUACAAAUGGAAAUAAAGUGGAUGCUGAGAAUGCUGCUCCGAAUGGAGACGAUUCUCGAAAUGAUCAGGGUACGGACCAAGAAGAAGACAGUUCUUCCGAGGAUUCAUCCGAGGAUUCAUCCGAAGACGACGAAGAAGAGGACGAGGAGGAACAUCCAGAAUGGGAGACCGACUCGUCACCUAUUCAAUCGUCUUCGGACGAUAGCGAUGAGGAUGAUGGGGACUAUCCAAUCCUUUCCGCCGAAGAAACCGCUCGAAUCCUGAUGCAGGCGGAGGCCGGCUCAGAUGACGAGGAUGGGAAGAUGGAUCCAAAAGGGGCUCAUGUUAGGACUGCGAAUGAGCUACCAGAGGAGGCUCUUCCCAUACCCGAUAUAACUGUUACCCCUGAUAUGAAGAUCGUCCUGCUUGGCCAUGUGGAGACGAUCGUCGAGAAUGUGGUCCUCAUCAAAGCCGUCACCUCUGGGGAGUACCAAGUGCUUGAAGCAAAUUCUGUCCUGUGUUUGGAGGACCGGACGGUCAUCGGUGUCGUAGCAGACACGCUGGGCAGGGUGGAGGAACCGCUCUAUAUCAUCCGGUUUCAAGACCCUGCCAAGAUCUCCGAGUUUGGUUUGUCGCAUGGUAAACCGAUCUAUUACGUGGAGAGCCACUCCACUUUCGUGUUUACACAACCCCUAAAGGGUAUGAAGGGCAGUGAUGCGUCUAACUUCCAUGACGAAGAGGUUGGCGAAGAUGAGAUCGAGUUCUCGGAUGACGAAGCCGAGGCGGAACAUAAGCGGAAACUAAAGCAGAAGCGCAAAGAAAAGAAGGAUACUGCUAAGGGCGAGCCUGGUGGCUUUGGAAGGCCCAAGAAAGAACCUCCUGGUCCUUCAAAGCUCAGUCAGACUGAACUUAACUAUGACGAUGAAGCUGGAGCAGGAGAGGAUGGGUACACUCCAUUGGCGCGACCCAAAAAUUACCACGAGGUGGUGGGCAAUCAGGAGGCGCCGGUCGAAGGAGCACCGCAUUCUAAUCGAGGGUCCCGGGGUGGUAGAGGUCGAGGCUUCGAUCGAGGGUCUGGACGGGGUCGAGGAGGAGGAGGAGGUCGUGAUAAUAGAGGAGGCUCUUGGGGUUCGGAUCACCAUCGCAACCAUCAUUCGCAAGACAGCAAUCGUCAAUCGAACCAUCCACCAGGUCGCGAAGGAAGUGGCCAAGGAUCGCCGGUGAAUCAGCAACAACCCCCGGCUCAACCUUCUCAGCCUGCUGCUCCCUAUCAAGGACAACAGCCAUUUGCUUUCAAUGCCCCCAAUGUUCCAACGCAGCAAUUUUCUCCGUACGCCUUCUAUCCACAGCAGCAACAGCAGCAGCAGCCUCAGCCAUCCCCGCCUGGCGCGCACAUUAAUCCGGCGUUCUUAGCUGCCCUGCAGCAGCAACAGCAGCAGCAGCAACAACAACAGCAACAGCAACAGAACCAAGCUGCCCCUGCUGCUGCCCCUGCCGCCACCCAAGGACAGAAUCCUCCAACAUCGAACGUGUUCGACCAAGUGAAAGCGCAACUCGAUAUCCUGCGACAGCUGAGUGGUGGUGCUGGUGCUCCUGCUGGUGCUCCACCACCACAGCAACGAGGUGGCUCCGGGCAAUAA